This is a messenger RNA of Megalops cyprinoides (Indo-Pacific tarpon), 4822 nucleotides long. Its product is annotated as alpha-2-macroglobulin-like. Gene Ontology annotation, cellular component: extracellular region. The record is from RefSeq and is a predicted model, not a curated record. Bases 175 to 4560 code for a protein of 1461 amino acids. Gene Ontology annotation, molecular function: endopeptidase inhibitor activity. The transcript has 36 exons. Lineage: Eukaryota; Metazoa; Chordata; Actinopteri; Elopiformes; Megalopidae.
GGGGUAGGGAGUGGUGUCAUGAGGGAGUGAGGUGGUCCUAUCUGUCGGGGUAUCAGUCAUGCACUCAGAACCAUUUGCCCAUCUCCCUCUGGACUCAGAGAGAGCGUGAGAGAAAGGACAGGUGGACGUCCAUCACAAGAUUUCUCCAUCUGUUUCUGAUCCUGGCUCCUCAGAAUGCUGGGUCUGCUGUUAACCACCUGCCUGCUUCUUCACAGUGCCAUUUCCAGAGGCACUGAUGAACCUAUUUAUCUGGUGACAAUGACCUCCCAAACAAUAGGAGGCAGCACUGAGACACUGUGUGCCCAAAUUCAUCUUGUGAAGGAACCCCUCUCCUUUCUGGUUAUUCUGGAAAUGGAAGGUGCCAGCAACACCACUUUGUUGGAGGAAACAGUCACAACAGAGUUCCAUCGCUGUGUGCAGUUCCAGGUUCCCCAUGUGGUCACUGAGACUGUGGUGACCAUUCAUGGCACAAUCCAGUGGGGAGAAAUGCUUUUGAGCAAGAAAACUAAAAUCGUGAUCAAACCACCCACUUACCUCACCAUUGUACAAACAGACAAGCCCAUCUACAAACCGGGACAGACUGUCCAGUUCCGCGUCGUCUCUCUGGAUUCCAGUUUAGCGUCUUACAGCCAAGUGUACAGGACUGUGGAGUUGCAGGACCCUGAAAGGAACCGCAUCGCCCAGUGGUUGAACCAGUCCACCACCAGUGGCAUUCUGGACCUGUCCCACCCUACAACUACUGAGGCCAAGCAGGGUGUCUACACCAUCACCACCCGGACUAAGAGGGGCCAUAAAACUACCCACACCUUUGAGAUCAUAGAAUAUGUCCUUCCCAAGUUUGAGGUAAAAAUCCACCUCCCUGACAUCAUAACUGUUUUGGACACUGAGGUGACCGUGAAGAUUUGUGGGAAGUACACCUAUGGGAAGCCUGUCCUAGGGUCAGUGAGAGCAGAAUUUUGCAGCAGGGAUUAUCGGUGGCGACCUUCAGUACCUCGGAGGCUAUUUAAUCACAGUGAUCCCAAGUGUCUGACACAGAGUGCCAUGCGGACUGACAAAACCGGAUGUGCCACACAAACAAUCAACAUGACUGACUUUAACAGGGAAGGAUUACAAGUUUUUGGUGGCAGAUUUACUGUGGAGAGUGAGAUUGAGGAAGAUGGAACAGGUGUUGUGUUGAAGGGCAGUGGCAGUAUGAAGUUUACUCCAAAUGAUGUUUUUCUUGAGUUUCAAGAUGCCCCCUCCUCUUUCAGGCCAGGAAUAAACUGUGAGGGAAAGAUCCUUGUGAAAAGAGCAGACUCCUCUCCUGUGCCCGACAAGUCUGUCGUCCUAUACAAUCGUCACAUUUCAAAUUCAGAAAACUGGACACUGACUACUGACAGCAAUGGUGUGGCCCACUUUUCACUUGACACUAGUUCCUGGAAGGGGGAAUCUGUCUUGCUAGAGGCACGGCUCUCUCUGAAGAUGUCAGGCAUUAGGCAUGGUUCCUACCAUCAAAAUUAUAAGAGUGCUUACCAUAAUGUUAAAGCAUUUUAUUCAAAAAGCAAGAGCUUCCUGAAGAUCAAGCAGGCAAAAGAGAAGCUCCCAUGUGAUGAGGAUGGUCAGCUCCUGGUACAUUAUGCCAUCCAAAGGGAGGAGCUUAGUGGGCAGAAAAACCUGGAAUUUUUCUACCUGGUCCUGUCCAAAGGGAGCAUGGUCCAGCAUGGCCGUUCUACAGUGACAUUGAGUGAUGGAGAAGUUAAGAUAGGGAAGCUGUCCUUAACGCUGGAGAGGGUAGAAGAGCUGGUCCCUUAUGCCCAGGUGGUGGUGUACACGGUGUUGCCUAUGGGUGAGAUUGUGGCAGACAGCUGUGACUUCCCCAUCCAGUUGUGCUUCAGAAACAAGGUGUCUCUCCAGUUCUCCUCCCCCCAGCAGCUCCCUGGGGAGAAGACGUCUCUGGAGCUGCAGGCCCAGCCGGGGUCUCUGUGCUCCCUGAGGGCCAUCGACCAGAGCGUCCUCCUGAAGAAGCCAGAGAAGGAGCUCAAUGCAAAGGCGGUAUAUGAUCAACUGCCUCUUCAGAGGCUAACUCGGUACCCCAAUCAAGUGUGGGAGCAACCUCCCUGCAUUGAUGAGCCACUGUCAGGAGAAGAUAUUAAACCAAAAGUAGGAUUCAUAAACUUUCAUGGUGAGAAAGAGGACACCUACACUGUCUUUAUGGAAGUCGGGAUCAAGGCCCUGACCAACUUAGAAAUGAGAGCACCUGUCGAUUGUUAUGGUCCAAUUCUUUUCAUGAGGAAGGAAUUAAAAUCAGAGAGUGGCGGGAGGACACACAACUUAAGGCUCUUUGGGAACUUUGUGCCCCAAAUUGGCACAGUGCCAGGGAUGCCUAUGGAGGCACCCAGAGAAACCAUUCGUACCUUCUUCCCUGAGACGUGGAUCUGGGAGCUGGUACCAGUGGGAGAUUCGGGCUCAGUGAGGGUGGAGCAGACUGUCCCAGACACCAUCACUAAAUGGGUGGCAAACGCAUUCUGCACCUCCUCAGCUGGAUUCGGCCUGGCCGCCAACACGGGCCUCACGGCCUUCCAGCCUUUCUUCCUGAGCCUGACACUGCCGUACUCCAUCAUCCGUGGGGAGGUGUUCACACUGAAGGCCACGGUCUUCAACUACCUCUCCAAAUGCAUCAUGGUGCAGGUCAGUCUGGCGGAAUCGGCGCAGUUCACAGCUCAGCCGUGUGAUGGCUGCCAGUACAGGCGGUGUCUCUGUGGAGAGGAGAGUGACACAUUCAGCUGGGUCCUCACCCCAACCGCUCUGGGUGAGGUGAGCAUUAAAGCCAGUGCAGAGGCCCUGAGUACCGAGGACCUGUGUGGCAAUGAGGUGGUCACUGUGCCUGAGAGGGGACAAAUCGACACUGUGGUCCGAAAGCUGCUGGUGGAGCCUGAGGGCACAGAGCAGACCAUCAGCCACAAUGCCCUGCUGUGCCCUAAAGAUGGUGCUGUGGAGAAGGUAAUUUCUCUGGAGCUCCCAGAAGUCUUUGUGGAGGGCUCUGCCAAGGCCUUUCUCUCGGUGCUGGGAGACCUGAUGGGGCGCGCUAUGAGGAACCUGGAUGGCUUGUUGGCCAUGCCGUACGGCUGUGGAGAGCAGAACAUGCUGCGCUUCGCCCCCAACAUCUUCAUCCUCAGAUACCUGGAGAGCACCGGACAACUGACACCGGAGAUCAGGGCCAAAGCCGUCACCUUCCUGGAGAGUGGUUAUCAGCGCGAGCUGAACUACAAGCACAGAGACGGCUCCUACAGUGCCUUUGGACAGAGUGACCCCUCAGGGAACACCUGGCUCACCGCGUUUGUGAUGAAGUCUUUUGGAGGCGCAAGGCCGUACAUCUUUAUUGACCCUAAGCAUAUUGCCAGCGCCAAGACAUGGCUCAGCCUUCAGCAGCAGGAGGAUGGCUGCAUCAGGUCUGUGGGGAAACUCUUCCACAAUGAGAUGAAGGGCGGAGUCAGUGAUGAGGUGAUGUUGACCGCCUAUGUCACAGCAGCUCUCCUUGAACUGGACAGGAACGUCACUGACCCCAUGGUGCAGAGGAGCCUGUCGUGUCUGAAACUGGCCUCAGAUCAGCUCAACAGCACCUACGCCACUGCCCUGUUCUCCUACACCUUCUCCCUGGCCGGAGACCAUGAUAUGAGGAUGCAUCUUAUUGGCCAGCUGGAUAGAGUGGCCAAGACCACAGGAAAUGGACGGCACUGGGAACGUGCUGAGGCAUCUGGGAUAGACUCACUGUCGGUGGAGAUGACCUCCUAUGUUCUUCUGGCCCUCCUCUCUGGGCCUCCCCUUCCUGGUUUCAACUUGAGCUACUCCUCCACCAUCGUCCGCUGGCUGGCCCAGCAGCAGAACCCUUAUGGAGGCUUCUCCUCCACACAGGACACAGUGGUGGCUCUGCAGGCUCUGACGCUGUACGGUGCUGCCACCUUCAGUCCGGGAGGUGCCAGCACAGUGACAGUGGCCUCUACAGGCAGCUAUAAGCAGCAGUUCAGUGUGGAUCAGCACAACAGGCUGCUGUACCAGGAAGAGCAGCUGCAGGAGGUGCCUGGAGUCUACAGCAUCAAGGCGGAGGGCGAGUCCUGUGUGUUUGUGCAGAUCGCUCUGCACUACCACAUCCCCCCUCCUCCAGACUCCUCCUCCUUCACCAUCAUGGCCACAGCAGCAGGGAACUGCAGCAGCACACGGAGGCCGUCCCUGGUGGUGACUGUGGAUGUCAGGUACAAUGGUAGGCGGGAGGAGACCAACAUGGUGAUCAUCAGCGUCCGCCUCCUGUCUGGAUUUCUCCUGGAUAAGAGCUCUCUCACCCCUCUGAAAGCUGAUCCCACUGUCAAACGUGUUGAAGAGGAAGAAGGUCAUGUGACCAUCUAUCUGGAUGAGUUGAAGAGGAUGGAGCCCAAGCAGUAUAAUCUGACCAUGGUGGAGGAUGUACCGGUGAGGAACCUGAAGCCCGCUGUGGUGAAGGUUUAUGACUACUACAAGAAAAGUGACGAGGCGGUGAGUGAGUACAACUCCCCCUGUGCCCAGGGUGAUGAGUUUAACCAGCUGUGAAGGGGGUUGGAGGGACCAGCUACAUCACUCUCCCCUCUCUGUGCGCUGGACCAUGGGAAUGGACUCACAAGCUCCUAUUGAUAAAACUUAAUGGGGAAUGAAUGCAUUUUGUCAAUGUCUAAAGUCCAAUGGUGACUGUAACAAAUUGGCACAUACCAAGAUGUCAUCAGGCCAAUUAGGAAGUGGAAACAGUACUUGUGAAAAAGAAAAGUGAAGUUUUCAAAUGGACACAAAUAAAGAAUACAGCAAAAUUUGUUUCAAA